Molecule: messenger RNA, 2815 nt
Organism: Schistocerca americana (American grasshopper)
Lineage: Eukaryota; Metazoa; Arthropoda; Insecta; Orthoptera; Acrididae
Product: calpain-A-like
Exons: 16
Coding region: 56-2503 (815 amino acids)
Biological process (GO): proteolysis
Cellular component (GO): cytoplasm
Molecular function (GO): calcium-dependent cysteine-type endopeptidase activity; calcium ion binding
Source: RefSeq, a predicted model, not a curated record
ACGUGGACGCGAUUGCUUGCGCUCCACACCUAUUCACCGGCGACUCUUAAGCACCAUGGAUGAACGCUACGUCACCAGCAUCAACUUGAGUGUGCGGUCGGGGCAGACGGCGAAUUUCCGCCAGGUCAGGACCGAAGUGCGGGAAUGGAGCCUGCAGAACGGACACAGUCUGCGAGAGGAACAGCGGCCGCUGCUUUCGUACGGAGGGUCCCCUAGGACAGCACGCAGUGUGCUCACCGUGCAGCCCGCGCCUCCGGCUAAGGAGAGCCGCCUCUCGCGCCUGCAGUACCAGCACUCUCUUCACCUGCCGCAGGACCGCAUCUACAAGCUUGGUGAACCAGGUUCUGGUUUGCGCCCAAGGGGAAAAAUUCAAGAUUUCUACCAACUUCGGGCAGAAUGUCUUGAAAAAGGAAAAUUAUUUGAAGAUCCACAAUUCCCUGCAGAGGAUUCAUCCAUAUUUUUCAGCAAAAAGCCAAAAUGGCCCAUACAGUGGAUGCGACCAAAGGAAAUAGUGUCACUACCAAGAUUGUUUGUGGAAGGAGCAUCUCGAUUUGACGUGAAACAAGGGGAAUUAGGUGAUUGUUGGUUUCUGGCAGCUGUGGCUAAUCUUACACUCAAUGAUCACUUGUUCUCACGAGUCAUACCACAUGACCAAAACUUUCACGAUAAGUAUGCUGGUAUAUUUCAUUUCCGAUUCUGGCAAUAUGGACGUUGGAUAGAUGUUGUAAUUGAUGACAGAUUACCGACACACAAUGGGAAACUUGUGUUUCUUCAUUCAGCAACAUAUAAUGAAUUUUGGAGUUCUCUACUUGAAAAAGCUUAUGCCAAGUUAUAUGGUUCAUAUGAAGCUCUUAGCAGUGGUGUUACAUCUGAAGCAAUGGAAGAUUUUACAGGUGGUGUCACUGAAAUGUUUGAACUGAAAGAUGCUCCUCCUAAUUUGUACAAAAUUCUUAUAAAAGCAUAUGAACGUGGUGCCUUAAUGGGAUGUUCUAUAGAGGCAGACCCUGAAGUCCUUGAAGCCAGAACCCCAGAAGGAUUAAUCAGGGGCCACGCAUACAGUAUAACAAAUGUUAAGUAUGUGACUAUUGCCACACCUCGUAAAACUGGAGUAAUUCCACUUAUUCGUGUGAGAAAUCCUUGGGGUGAUGCAUCUGAAUGGAAUGGAGCUUGGAGUGAUAAGUCUCCAGAAUGGAAAUUCAUUUCAGAUAGUGAGAAGGAAAACAUUGACUUAACUUUCAAAGCUGAUGGAGAAUUCUGGAUGUCCUAUAAUGACUUCAAGAAAUAUUUUACUCGAAUUGAGAUCUGUAAUUUGAGUCCUGAUGCACUACAAGAAGAACAUACCAAAGGAAGUGGAAGGAAAUAUGAAAUGAGCAUAUUUGAAGGUGAAUGGGUACGAGGAGUCACAGCAGGUGGCUGCAGAAAUUACAUAGAUACCUUCUCACAUAAUCCACAAUACCGUAUAACACUGGAAGAUCCAGAUGAAGAUGAAGAUGAUGAUGAUGACAAAUGUACAGUAAUAAUUGCAUUAAUGCAAAAAAAUCGUAGAUUACAGAAGAAAAGUGGAGCUAAUUUUCUAUCUAUAGGUUUUGCAGUGUACCAUCUUCCAAAUCCAGAUAGUUUACCAAAACCUCUGGACACAGCUUUUUUCAAAAGAUAUAAAUCAGCAGCAAUGACACCACAAUUCAUCAAUCUACGGGAAGUUACUUUACGCUUGAAAUUACCACCUGGUGUUUAUUGCAUAGUACCAUCAACAUUUGAACCAAAUGAGGAAGGAGAAUUUAUCAUCAGAGUAUUUUCAGAAAACAAAAUUAACAUGCAAGAACAUGAUGAAGAGGUGGAUACGAAUGAGGUUCCUGAAGAUGUAACUUCGCAGAUGGAAAAGGAAGAUCAAAAACAAGAAGAUAAAAUAAGACAGUUCUUCAGCAAAAUUGCUGGUGAUGACAUGGAAGUGGACUGGAAAGAUCUCAAGCAGUUAUUGGAUUAUGUAAUGGCAAAUGAUUUGCCUAGUGGUAGCACAAACUCAGGAGAUCAUUCAACCUCUGUUUGUACUCGCCUUUGUGGGGUGUUGUGUUGUGAUACAUCAGUAACAGAUUCAGAUGAUAAAAAUGGUUUUUCCAAAGAGAUCUGUCGAAGUAUGGUUGCCAUGAAAGAUACAGAUAAAUCUGGAAGGCUUGGUUAUGAAGAAUUCAUAUCACUGUGGAAAGACAUUAGGCUCUGGAGACAUGUGUUUAAAACUCAUGACAGACUGGGCAAUGGAACACUGAGCACAUUUGGGCUGCGUGAGGCAUUGAAUGCUGCAGGUUAUAAGUUAAAUAGCCACAUACUUAAUGUGCUCAUGCAUCGAUAUGGCACAAAAGAUGGAAAAAUUGCAUUUGAUGACUUCAUGCUAUGUGCUGUUAAGCUGAAGAUAAUGAUUGAUAUUUUUCAUAAAAGAGAUCCAGAAGGUACACGCAAUGCAAGUUUCAGCAUUGAUGAAUGGAUUGAGACCACACUCUAUUCUUGAAGAUUAUCGUCCACUGGUUAUGCCGCCUGUACUUCCAACAUGCUAUGUGGAACAAAAGACUGCAGUGGAAGAGCAUGAAAGGCAAACUGAGAAACUGGACAGAGAUAGAAUAAACUUAUCAUAUAAUUUCUUUCCAUCUGGUUCUUGAGUACAAAAGAACACAAUCGUACAUACAAAAUAAGACUGUACAUACUUAACGUGACCGUAUAAUUCUUUUAAAUGUAUAUUUUUGUAUUUAAUAUGUGUAAAUAUUGCAAUUGUUCUACAAUACAAAUUCAAAUCUUUUUUCUAAUAAAAUGUGUUUUUUAAUAA